GCCAAACGUCAGUCUGUUCCCGACCGAACAACGAGCAACUUGACUCUGUAUUGAUCGCUUGCAGUCGUCUCCGUCAGUUUUAAUCCUUGUUUACUUCGACUCUUUGUCUGGAAAACAGCAACAACGAUGGCUUCAAUGACAUUCGCAACUGUGGCCCUGUGCGCCCUGGGAUGUGCCAUGGCCCUCCCGGCACCCGACUUCUCCUACGUGCGAGAGGGCCAGUGCCUCCCUAUGACCUCAAGCGCUCCUUUGAACUACGAAAAGUUCUCCGGGCGCUGGGUCGAGGUGGGAUCCAGACCCAACAUCCUCCGCCGGGAACGCCAAUGCAGGAACUUCCAUUUUGUGAUUUCCGAAGACACGCCCCUUCGCGUGACCACCGGAAUGGACAAGGAAAACAAGCUCACUGAGGUCAUUACCGAGCUCGUUCCGAAGGCAGAACCGUCUACCUUCGACGUGCAGAUCCAGGGCUUCUCCACGAGCGACCUUGUGGUUGUGGACACCGACUACACCAGCUUCUCGUGCGUGUACCAGUGCCAGCAGGCCACGCCCGACCGCAAGGUAGAGUGGGCCUUCGUCUACGCCCGCGAGCUCUCCCAGGCCGCCGUCGCCAUGAAGAGGUGCUCCAAGGUCCUCCAGGCGCAGGGCUUCGACGUCGAGAGCAUCCUGGCCUCCCCGCACCCGAAGGAGACCUGCAACACAGCGCUCUAAAGGGCGGACCGGCCGUCCCUCCUGCGCCGUCAGAAGGUCGGAUUCUUCCUCGUUCCGCACGCCCACUGCCUCGCCCUUCCGCCCCUCUCCUGCGCUGCUGCCACGCCCUUGGCUCGAGGAAAAGGUGUCUGGGUGGUAGGAAGGGCCUGUUUUAUGCACAUCACGCCCCUUCACCUCCAGGAGGUUGUCCUUCCCUUGGAACUUGAAGGACAAGCGAAGGACCCAAGUAUUAGCCCGAAAGGAGAUUCGAGGAGGCCAAACUGACAAAGAUGUGGAUAAUAUAUAUAUCAUAGAUGUAUUGUUAGUUGACACUGUCGUCUCAAGGUUGUCUUCAAGCACAUACUUGAAAAGUAUGUUUUCUAGAUGUGAUGUUUGAUUUGCUGAAUAAUGCACACACACACACACACACACACACACACACACACACACACACACACACACACAUACACACACACAACCAAACAAUCACAUCAAAAUACAAAUUUAAACUGUAUUGUGAUAAGAUAAACUAUAUAAUCAUAUAUCGUUUACUAAAUACUGAAAUGUAUUAAAGAUUUUUAUAUCGAA
Molecule: messenger RNA, 1275 nt
Organism: Penaeus vannamei (Pacific white shrimp)
Lineage: Eukaryota; Metazoa; Arthropoda; Malacostraca; Decapoda; Penaeidae
Source: RefSeq, a predicted model, not a curated record